This is a messenger RNA of Beauveria bassiana ARSEF 2860, 894 nucleotides long. RefSeq lists its product as uncharacterized. The coding region runs from base 1 to 894 and encodes 297 amino acids. The record is from RefSeq and is a predicted model, not a curated record. The transcript has 7 exons. Lineage: Eukaryota; Fungi; Ascomycota; Sordariomycetes; Hypocreales; Cordycipitaceae.
AUGCCCCGCGACGCAGACUUCCUCAGCCCACGCGAGCUGCUGGUAAAUGAUGGGUUUGUUUGCAAGCUUGCUUCCUUUCGGAAACUGGGGGAUCUCUGCAUCAGGAAUCAGAAUCUGCCCGAUUCUGAUGUCAGCCUGAUGCAACAAGCUGGCUUUGAAGAGAAAGCCUAUGGCAGGGUGCUAGCGUCUUAUCUGCAGCCGAUCCCUAUUCAAUUCCUGACGGUCCGGCAAGUCGCUAAUAACCUCAAUGGACAGUACAACUAUACCGAUACUGUAUGCAGCACCGCCUUGAAACUUUGUUCUACCGCGCCAGACGAUUACGACAAGAUAUUCCAGGACAUGGAGGCAUUGAGACAGGACCCCGACAACGACAGCCUUCGGGACAAGGUCCAGAAGGAGAUCAAGGAUCGAAAGUACGAAAUCGACAUCCUUAAAGACCAGGCGUCCGCGUGGGGCUCGAAUCUCCGAGCUUACAGCCUGGAUGCGGAGGAUUGCGAGACCAAGGUGCAUCAGCUGGCUGCCCCUUUCCAGGGAACGACCUUGGCGGACAUGUUGAAAGCCGAGAUAUCCGAUCCCGAGCACCUCCAGAUGGACCUUGAUGCUCUGGAUUGGACCAAGGCUCUGCUCGAAGGUUUUGCCAUGAUCGAUGACUUGCAGGAUUCGCUGCAGGAGGUGCAAAAGAUGGCCGGAGCUUCAGGCCUUGUUGCAGACGAUAUAGCCGUGCUGCUAAAGUACGUCGAGGAUCACCUGGAUCCAGAUGAUAACCCUCUGGAUGGCCUGGUAGAAGCGACCCUUUUGCGGAAAUGGAAGACUCUGGAGCAAGACGGUAUGUCAAAGGCCCCCGAGAUGUACCAACUCUGUUUUCUGUUUGGGAACAAGAGACUGACUGCCUGA